ACUAACACCCACUGCAGCAAGACCUUCCUCGCCAGAUUGUGCGAGCAGGCUGAGCGUUAUGAUGGUUGGUUAUCCCCGCGUUCCUCGCCGUCUCCGCACCUAUGACGUUGGUUAUUAACUCUUAUCCUUGUUAAAUUUUAGAAAUGGUUACUUAUAUGAAGGUAUUUCCUCCCUUUCAACCCCGCUUUCUGCGGGGAAACCGGCAACAAGCAAUGUGAAAAGUUUGCUGACUUGCUUUUCUUCUUAUUUUUACAGGAAGUUGCUAAGGUAUACACAGCCCUAGAGCUGACAUGUCUAUCGCUACAACGAUAGGCUCCAUGGAUUUAAAGUUGAAUCCGGCGCUAACUGGUGGUUUUGUCAGCUUGGUGGUGAACUCACCGUUGAUGAGCGUAAUCUGCUUUCGGUCGCGUAUAAGAACGUUGUCGGAACCCGUCGUGCCUCGUGGAGAAUCAUCUCUAGUAUUGAGCAGAAGGAGGAGACCAAGGGUUCUGAGAAGCACGUUACGAAGAUUCGCGAAUAUCGCCAGAAAAUUGAGACUGAGCUGGAGCAAGUUUGUGGUGAUGUUCUCAACGUCUUGGACGAGUCUUUGAUCCCUAAGGCCGAGUCCGGCGAGUCUAAAGUUUUUUAUCACAAGAUGUACGCCUUAUUCCAUACAAAUCACUCUUUCGCUUUUGUGGGAAAAUCUCUCAUAAGCCUUAUAUUACAGGAAGGGUGAUUACCACCGUUAUCUUGCCGAGUUCGCCUCUGGCGAUAAGCGGAAAGAUGCUGCGACCGCCGCCCAUGAGGCUUACAAGGUACUCCGAUACCCCGCCCCCGCUUUUGAUCCGCUCGAAUACCAAUUUUUUAUUUAUUUUUUCCUGUGGCACAUGAGCACGUGCUCACCAAUAUUUACAGAACGCUACCGACGUCGCGCAAACUGAGCUCACACCCACCCACCCCAUCCGUCUCGGCCUCGCCUUGAACUUCUCGGUUUUCUACUACGAGAUUCUCAACUCGCCCGAUCGCGCAUGCCACCUCGCCAAGCAGGCAUUUGACGACGCCAUCGCCGAACUUGACUCGUUGAGUGAGGAGAGCUACCGUGACUCUACCCUCAUCAUGCAGCUUCUCCGUGACAACUUGACCCUCUGGACUUCCAGCGAAUCCGGGGAUACCGAAGAGCCUGCACCCGCGAAGGAGGAGGCCAAGGUUGCUGAAACUAAGCCAGAGGAGACCCCGGCUGCAUCAGCCCCGACCGAGGAGACCAAGUAAAUUUUCGAUGGGUAAACAAAAAAAAAGCGGUUGUGAACUUUGGCUGUUGCGUACUAGGUUUCAGAUGGCAUAAGAUGGAAAAGGGACUCUGGUGAUAGUGUUUUCUCUUUCCGUUUAAUGUUCAAAUUUGAGUGUCGCCGGGGGAGUGAAGUUUUAGUCAAAACAUAUACACGCAUCUGGUGGAUGGGACGCUUGUUAUCUUUUGAAAGCAAUUUUCCUGUAUCUCGCCUUUACUUCUUCAUUGGCAACACAAAGAAAUCCAGCAGAAACGCCAUGGGACUUUGAUUUUUUUUUUUCGAAAAUUCUAAAUGUUGGCUUCUUGUCUUUUUUCCAUCUAUUUUGUUAGCGGAUUUCUUGUUUCUCUUUUCCUAUCCUACCCUACCGCUCCUAUCCCCACGCCCUAUCUUGCAGUUUUGCUGCAAAUUUCUCGAUCCCCUUUCCCCUGUUACCCACCCCAUCGUCCUCAUCUUUUCGCAAACUCGGGACUGUUUUGCUGGUAUUUUUACCGAUAACACAAUUCGUUUGUGGUAAAAAUGGUUGGCUAAAUUUCAUUUACGUCCAUGUAAGGCUGCUCUAGAUAGCUUAUUGUGUGCGUUUUUGAUGGACAGAAUUCGAGCGAUAUUACUUCAGAUGAGGGUUGUUGCAAUGCGUUGUAGAGAGAUCACUGGCCGCGGGGCGACAAGUUGGCACGAACUGAUACCAGUACCGGUAUUCAGAUAUGUGUCCAUGCUUCUACCGCAGAGCCCCAUGCAGCUUUACUGAAUAAAGUGGGUAAUAUACUUCUCUACAAAAUAA
Molecule: messenger RNA, 2043 nt
Organism: Tuber aestivum (summer truffle)
Lineage: Eukaryota; Fungi; Ascomycota; Pezizomycetes; Pezizales; Tuberaceae
Source: the annotation of a GenBank genome assembly